GACCGAGUGGCGUUUUGUUGCUGCGAGAGAGAGAAAUCGCCGUCCAAGGAGGGCACGGACUUCUCGGCGACGUUCGACCGGGCGCGGAAACCAUGUCGGACGCGACGGUGGACGAACGAAUGACUGAUGAGAUCGAGGCAUUGAAGGCGAUUCUGUUAGACAACGAGCUCAACAUCAAGGAGAACGAUAGAGGAGAACCAGAGUGUAUCGAGACGAUACUGUUUCCAUCAACCGGCGAGGAUUCGCAGUCACAAUAUGUUUGUGUCACGCUGAUUGUACGAUUACCCUCGGGUUAUCCCGAUGUCUCGCCGACUAUCAAUCUGAGAAACCCAAGAGGAUUGGACGAGGAUACGGUAAAGCUGAUGCAAUCCGAUGCUGAGGCCAAAUGCAAGGAUUUCAUAGGCCAGCCAGUCAUGUUCGAAUUAAUUGAGUUAAUACGAGAACAUCUGACGAGGAGCAAUCUCCCUACCGAUCAGUGUGCUGUGUGCUUAUACGGCUUCCGAGAGGGGGAUGAAUUUACGAAGACGGAAUGCUAUCACUAUUUUCAUUCACACUGUUUGGCGGCACACGUCGCCGCUGCUGAGAGAUAUUACAGGGAAGAGCAGGAGAAGUUACCGCAGUGGCAACAGGAUACUACGAAUAAGUUCCAAGCUUUAUGUCCCGUUUGUCGAGAAUCUAUCAACUGCGACGUUGAGAGCUUGUGGUCAGCGCCGCCGCCGAUUGACGUCGAGGCUGCCACCGAUUUCUCUGUCACCGCUGAAUUGAGGGAACUGCAGAAGCACAUGGCCGCUCUGUACUUGCGACAACAACAGCGGGGCGGUAUAAUCGAUUUGGAGGCCGAAGGCGUCAAAAUGUUGGUAAGGACGGAGGACGAUCCCGCCGCUGCCGCAGAAGAGGUCAGCCCACCUGGCACGAGCUUGAACGCGUAUUCGAAUACCACCACCAUGCAAUCGGUUACUCAAGUGCACUCGAAGCAAUCGACGCACCAGUCGCAAAAUCACCAUCACUCACAGUACCAAUCGCGCAAUCAGAUGCAGCAUAAUCACGGCCACAACAAUCAUAAUCACGGCCAUCGGCAUCGGGGUCGCGGUCGGGCCCAUUACCGGCGCCACUUUGACAAAGUCAGGCAGACGGAAUCUACUCCCAGAUGACAAUGGGCUCGUGAUAAAUUCGCCGCCCAAGUCUGCUCUGGUCUCCUCUCCGCUCUUUUGUUCUUGAUAAGUCCCGUUUGCGCUUUCGAGCUUUUACUAAAUGUAUACAAUAAUCUAGUUAACAUUAGUAGCUUAAUCAGUAUAUUACAUGGCUGUUUGUCCUCCUCGAAUAGUCGCAUUGCGAUAAUAAACUUAUAGGUGUCGUUGCUCGACGACAGCAUCCCCGUCGCCACGAGGGCGAUGGGAUGCGUCGCGACUUCUCGUCUGGACUGUCUACGUAGAUCGAAGCCGUGGUGCUCUUUCUUCGAACAAUUCGUAAUCGUACAAAGUA
Messenger RNA from Vollenhovia emeryi, 1482 nucleotides. Its product is annotated as E3 ubiquitin-protein ligase RNF25. Gene Ontology annotation, cellular component: nucleus. The transcript is spliced from 6 exons. Gene Ontology annotation, biological process: protein ubiquitination. The record is from RefSeq and is a predicted model, not a curated record. Bases 93 to 1151 code for a protein of 352 amino acids. NCBI's taxonomy places the organism in Eukaryota, Metazoa, Arthropoda, Insecta, Hymenoptera, Formicidae. Gene Ontology annotation, molecular function: ubiquitin protein ligase activity; protein binding.